This is a messenger RNA of Anisakis simplex (herring worm), 420 nucleotides long. NCBI's taxonomy places the organism in Eukaryota, Metazoa, Nematoda, Chromadorea, Rhabditida, Anisakidae. The record is from the annotation of a GenBank genome assembly.
CCGGUCACAUCACUGUGCCAUUUGACACCGAACAUUUUGCUGUGUGGCACUGAGAAUGGGCAAAUUUUGGGUUACUCAUGGAAGAGCAUAGUGCGUGUGGGCUCUCAAGGGUCACACGGGAGCGGCGGCACGUCUCAAUCGGGCGUGGCUGAGGUCGACCUGAAGCCGGAGUUUGCGUUUACAGUGCCCGGCGGGGAUGCGCUCUCCAGUGGUGGUGAUGUGUUGAUGGGGGGCAAUGGCGCUGGUGAAGUGAAUACGAUAGUGAAGCUGCGGGAUGGAGACGAGAAGGCUAAAGUGGCGUACGCGGGUGCGAUGGAUUUCGGCAUAAGGGUGGUGGAUGCCGAGCGAUUUGAUAAGGUACGUGGUUGGGGUUGUUGGUUGGGAGUGCAGAGGAGGGGCAUUUUGUGGGAGCAUUUGUAG